GCCAAAUGUUUUGGGAAGUCGAUUGCCAGGUGAAUUCAGAUGCAUUCUUUAAAAGCAACUUCCGAAUGAAGCGCAAAUCAUUCAAUAAAUUGUGCAUUAUGUUGAAAGGCUUGGAGAAGAAAACCACUAACUACCGGAAAACAAUUCAAUUAGAAAAAGGCAUUGCUAUUGCUUUAUAUGCUCUUGGCUCUUCUGCAGAAUACGGAACAAUUGGAAAUAUGUUCGGAAUUGGUAAAAUCACAGUCUGCUCCAUUCUAAUUGAGUUCUGCCAUGAAGUCUGGCGAUGUUUGUGGCCAUUGUAUUUGAAGAAAUUCCCAAUGAACGAAUUUCAAGUGCGGGAGUAUAUAAAUGGUUUUGAGUCAUUGGGUUUCCCUCAAGUGUUAGGAGCUAUAGAUGGUUGUCAUAUAGAAGAUCGCCCAGCAGCAGAAGAUGCUGUUGACUACUACAAUUACAAAGGCUGGUAUUCCACAGUUCUUUUGGCUUUGGUAGAUGCAAGAUGCCGCUUUAUAUACAUCAACGUUGGUAGUCCAGGCCGUUGUAAUGACUCUUCAAUAUUUGAGAGUUCAUCUUUAAAAAGACAGUUGGCACAAUCUAGUUUAUUUAAAAACAUGAGUAGACAAAUUUCGUCAAUUAAUGUUCCAGUAGUUUUAUUGGGCGACUCUGCGUUCAAACUAGAUGAACAUUUGAUGAAACCCUACCCUUUUUGUGUAAACCAACCUUCGGAUAAAAAAAAAUGUAACUAUGUUCUCUCGAAAUGUCGAAGAGUGGUGGAGAAUGCUUUCGGUCUUUUAAAGGCAAGGUUUAGACGCGUUGGCAAAGGCUUGGAUAACCACAUGGUCAACACGAGAGCUGUUAUCAAAGCGUGCUGCGUUUUGCAUAACUUAUUAUAUGAGGAAAAUGAUGAAAUUAAUGAAAAGUGGAUUGCAGCACAACAAAUCGAAAACGAUACUCGAUAGUUGCCAGAAAACGUCUCUUACGUUUGUGGAUAUGUUAACCCAAGAGCAGAGGAAAUAAGACAAGCGUUUGUUUCAUAUUUCGCAUCAUUUGACGAUGACCGAGUCGAGCUACCCGAUGUAGAAGGGCCAACGUCAGGGCUCGGGAGCGGCGACUCCCCUUCUAUUUCUUCCUCCAGGUAAAUCGCCUCCAUAUCACCUGAAAAUAUGCAUACAUAUUAAAAACUUUCUACAAACAAAUAAAAGCAUAAAAAACAUUCCAUAAACGUUUUUCAUUUCGAAUUAUGGAACCUCCAAUACACUUAAAACUUACCCUCGAUGCUGUCCUCCACAAGCUCGGCGGAACAAAAGCUCUUGUAGCCGCCUACCGCUUGGUGUACCGCUUCGUACAAUUUCCAUGUACUCGGGGAGCCACCCGA
Messenger RNA from Zeugodacus cucurbitae (melon fly), 1372 nucleotides. RefSeq lists its product as uncharacterized. The transcript is spliced from 4 exons. Bases 6 to 956 code for a protein of 316 amino acids. The record is from RefSeq and is a predicted model, not a curated record. Lineage: Eukaryota; Metazoa; Arthropoda; Insecta; Diptera; Tephritidae.